UGCUAUGGAUGUAAGUUUCUUUUUCAAGUAAUAUUUUUUUUUUGUUAAAUUUUAAAUAGGUAUCACUCGAGAAAUGGCUGCCAGUACCUAUUCACCUAAAGAAUGCGGCAAAAAUAAAUAUGGUGCUGAUUGUACUGCUUGGUGUUCACAAAAGAAGACUUUUUGUCAGAAUAUGUUGUUCUGCACAAAUAAUCAUAGAUGUUCAUGUGCAGCUGGAUAUACUGGACCUUUAUGCAAUCAAGAAUGUCCUGAAGGAACUUACGGUCACGGAUGUCAAAAAAUAUGUUCAAACAAUUGUAAAACUCAAUGCGAUAAUAUUUUAGGAACUU
Daktulosphaira vitifoliae (grape phylloxera) is the source of this 329-nucleotide messenger RNA. RefSeq names its product multiple epidermal growth factor-like domains protein 11. The transcript has 3 exons. Lineage: Eukaryota; Metazoa; Arthropoda; Insecta; Hemiptera; Phylloxeridae. The record is from RefSeq and is a predicted model, not a curated record. The annotation marks the transcript as partial.